UCCCCUGGGCUCAUGACCUGAGCCCAAGACAGACACUUAGCCAACGGAGCCACCCAGGCACCCUGAAUAGACUCAUUCUGUAGGAGUUUUUGUCCUAGAGAACUUGCAAAUAGAUGCGCCAGCUCCCAGGUUGGAGGAAGGGCCCUAAGGAAUGUGUGGAAGGCGGCAUCGUCGCCUGCUUGGAUUAUGACAAUGGCCUCCUAACUGUGCUCCCACUUCCACGUUGGGCCCCCAACAUCCAUGAUGCUGGAACAGAGGGACCCUGAGGCACACUCCACUCCAACCCAGGGUGGUCAGCAGGUCAUGGCAAGCGGGAGACGUGAUGCUAAUGACUCCGGCUCCACGUGGCGACCAUUCAGGAAAAAGCUGCAAUGUUCUCUCUGCCACAUUAAUCAGAGAAACACAUCAAGAGCUGUUGCAUGGAGACAGCUUUCCUCCCAGUACCUGCCCUGCAUGCUAAUCACCACCCCUCCUGGCGGUGCAGGCACCGCUUACCUCGUUCUUAUGAUCCAGCUGGAGACCUUUGCCCUGCACCCCCAGGAGGAGGGGGCUCUCUUCCAGCCCAAUCCCUGCUGCCACACAGAAAACUCAGCUAUAGCCAUGAACUUGGAGAAACACCCACUCCUCUUCUAUCACAGCUGUCCCCGCUCUCCAGGCCUGCUUACCGGGUAAUGAUGGAAAUACCUCUGACUACCACUGACGGGGCACUCACGGUUCAGGACACCAAGUGCUUUACAUGUAUUACCUGACGUCAUUUUCACAAACUUGGCAAGGUGGGUGCCUCUAUGAUUUACAGGUGGGGAAAUGGAGGCUCAGAGAGGUUAAGUAACUUGACCCAGGUCACACAGCUGGUUAGCUCCAAUGCCAGGUUUGGAAACCAGGUCUUUGUCAGACUCCAGAGCUGGUGGGCUAAAGCGGUGGGCCACCUUGGCUCCCACUUACUUCACCUGCACCCUCCCCUUCCAUGCAGCUCUGUCUUCUGUUCACUCCCCUCCCCUGGUGCUCUACUCUGCCAGGGGCUCAAGAGGUCAAGAUCAUCAGGGUUCUGUCGGGAAGGCAGGUCCUUAUUCUGAUCGUGUCCAACCUCCUCCAGCUGCCCAAGGACCAACGUCUAGUCCCAAGCCCCAUGCAGGUGCCCAGGUCAUUUUGCGGCUGAGGAAAGACAGGCAGAGUGAUGGGGGCAAGCUCUAAUCACCAUUUAACACCCCAGAGCCAAUAAUACCCAUGGAGAUAAAGUAUACUGUAUCUGCUGGCCUGAAAAGAUGUCCUCAUAUAUUGUUCUACUGAAAAAGGACAACAAAACAAGGUUGUUUUUUUUUCUAUUUUAAAUUUUUCUUUCUUUCUUUUUUUUAGUUAUCUCUUUGUCUAACCUGGAGUUCGUACUCACAA
Molecule: messenger RNA, 1389 nt
Organism: Mustela erminea (ermine)
Lineage: Eukaryota; Metazoa; Chordata; Mammalia; Carnivora; Mustelidae
Exons: 5
Coding region: 241-672 (143 amino acids)
Source: RefSeq, a predicted model, not a curated record